Staurois parvus is the source of this 319-nucleotide messenger RNA. The record is from the annotation of a GenBank genome assembly. NCBI's taxonomy places the organism in Eukaryota, Metazoa, Chordata, Amphibia, Anura, Ranidae.
AUGGGUCACUCUCAGAAGCUCAGUGAAUCCAAGCGUGGUACCGUGAUAGGUUGCCACCUGUGCAAUAAGCCCAUCUGUGAAAUUUCCUUGCUACUAAAUAUUCCAUGGCCCACUGUUAGUGGUAUUAUAACAAAGUGGAAGAAACUGGGAACAACAGCAACAAGAAGUGGUAGGCCACAGAAAAUGACAGAGCAGGGUCAGUACAGUGCGCAGAAGUCACCAACUGCAAAGUCAACAACUAAAGUCCUCCAAACUUCAUGUGGCCUUCAAAUUAGCACAACAACAUGAAGGGAACUUUGUGGGAACAGUUUGGGGAUGG